AUGGAGGUGGAUUUCGGCGACACUGAGCUGUUCGAGCAGUUCGGAGAGGAAACUCCUGCUAAUGUUAACAAACACAUCAGAUUUUCGGAUGAGGACGAGCACCAGAACCACGACAGCGAGCUCCGGGACAGAUUAGAGGAGAGCGAGGAGACCGUAGUUCGCCUGAAAACGGAGAAUGAGGAACUCAGAAGAAAGUUGAAUUUUUUGAGUCGGCCUCCAGGAAUCAACGUCGUCGAUCCAAAUAUCGACAGUCCUCUCUGCCAGAUCCUCUUCGGAAACAACAGCAUCUCAAAGCAGUGCCGGCGAGAUAUCGAGGACUACGUCUUCGAUCUGAUUCAGAAACACCAGCACCAGCAGCAUGAGAACCAGGCGUCCGCCCAGCUCCCGGGCCCGCAGAACUCAAGUUUCAUCCUGGAAGAAAACCAGAACACGAACUCUAAAGAGAGUAAAAAGAUCAGAGAUGCUUUCUGUGUCGUGGGGAGCGUCUUGUACUUCACCUCGUUCUGUCUGGACAAACUCGGUCAGCCUCUGCUGAAUGAAAACCCCCAGCUGACGGAGGGAUGGGAGAUUCCCAAGUAUCAGCAGGUUUUCGCCCAGGUGAUGGCUUUAGAGGGCCAGGAGGUCCAGAUCAAAGAGAAGAGGCCUAAACCGUGUUGUUUUAACUGCGGUGAAGAAGGCCACCAGCUGAGAGACUGUCCAAAGCCUAAAGACAUGGCACGCAUCAACGAGAAGCGGAAGGAGUUUGCACAAGGAAACAAUCAGGGAAACAACCAGCGAUACCACGCCGAGGAGGUGGAGGAGCGCUUUGCUAAGUACAAACCUGGAAUACUGGGGCAGGAGCUGUUGGACGCGCUCGGCGUCGUCGCUAACGCACUGCCGCCGUUUAUUUAUCGGAUGCGAGAGCUGGGCUAUCCACCGGGCUGGCUAAAGGAAGCCGAGACGGAGAACUCGGGCCUGACGCUCUACGAUGGAAAAACGCCUGGGGAGGAAGAAUCCAACGGCCCCGGCCAGGACGUGUCUUAUGAUGUUUCUAAGUUGGUGGAUUUUCCUGGUUUUAAUGUCUCUGCACCGCCCAACGUCCGAGACGAGUACCGGUCAUUCGGUUCCAUCCCAAUGCAGCCUCACCACUGGAAGCCGACUUUUGCUGAACACUUGUUGAACACGUACCAAUCGCCCAUGCCCAAAUGUGCCAAAAGGAGCCACGAGGCCGAAUCAUCUCCCAUACAGACCAAGAAGCGACAGAGCAAUCUGAAUGUUUCCGGGUGUUCAGACAUGGACACUGAUUCAGAUCAAGAAACUCCUGGCAGAAACAGACGGGACAGCUUCAAGUUUCAGCCUCCACUUCCUCCUGGCUCUCCGCACAUCGGCACGCCUCCGCCGUUACCCCCGGGAACGCCCCCGGUCACCCCCACCCCGCCCCCACUCCCCAAAGGCACGCCUCCGCCGACCCCUCCCACGAAUUCCGGUUCCCCGGCUCUCGCCAGAGGAAGCGUCGGGGGGGAGGAGUCUGAGGACGGGCUGACGUUAGAGGAGCUGGAGGAGCAACAGCGCCUGCUCUGGGCGGCGCUAGAGAACGCAGAUAACGGGACCAGCGACUCGGACACCGGGGCCACGGGAACGCCCGCCGUGGCCUCGCCCGCCGUGGACUCGCCCGGCACGGCCUCUCCGAACGUUCCUCAAUCGGUCGAGAUGGAAGAAGACGAUGCGCACGUGAAGGAAGCGGUGAUCGCGAGCACGUCCGCUUCGCCCGCCCGAACGCCCCAGACCGUCGAAGACGGCGGCACGGAGUCCUCCGACGACCUGAUCGUCCUGGAUGAGGUUUCCCAGGGUGCCGAUUCAGGUUCCGAAAAAAACGGGACCGUCGAGGUCGGCGAAGGAAAGGACGCCGCCGCUACGGAUCCGCGACCGGGCGAAGACGAGGAGGAGCCGACGGCGAAGAAAAUAACGGCCGUUCCUCACAGGAGUAGGUUCGCUGAAGGGAUCAUUCCUUUCGAAGAGACGCCGGAGUUCACGGAGGUCGCCGAAGCCACCGGGGUUUACUUCAGGAUCCGAGGCCUGCUCAAGGAAUCCCCUCGGAAUCAGGCGAAAACCAAGAAGCAAAGCUCCUGAUCAACUAUCGACGUUUUCAUUGGUGUAUAGAUCAUAUCUGAGCAAUGAACUCUGUUUGUUACGUAUUGUCAAAAAUCUGUCUCCAGCCUUUUUCUUCUCCUUUUAUAAAAGCUGCAUUUUUAUAAUUUUCCACAGUUUGAGAACCUUAAAUGUCUUUGUUACUUUUCCCGUGAUUUUGAAUAGUUUGAUUCAUGUACAGUUCAUCAAACAAUCCCUCCUCCGUCGUCUUUUACCGACUCCAACGUUCCGGUGGUUCUUCCUUUCUAUGAUGUUUUUUUUAAUCACCUCCUCCUGGUUCUCUUUUAAAUUUCCCAGCCACCCUAUAAUUCACUGCGGUUUGCUUUUAACUAACUUAUUUAAGACGACGCUUCAGGGUGUCCGUCCACUCCUGGGUUUUACUUCCACUGUCCAGAUGUUUGUCAGAUUAUGGGAAUAAAAAAUGUCCUUUUUCAA
This is a messenger RNA of Trichomycterus rosablanca, 2562 nucleotides long. It is a transcript of the gene zcchc8, whose product is annotated as zinc finger, CCHC domain containing 8. Gene Ontology annotation, molecular function: zinc ion binding; RNA binding. Lineage: Eukaryota; Metazoa; Chordata; Actinopteri; Siluriformes; Trichomycteridae. The record is from RefSeq and is a predicted model, not a curated record. Gene Ontology annotation, cellular component: catalytic step 2 spliceosome. Bases 1 to 2109 code for a protein of 702 amino acids. The transcript is spliced from 14 exons.